Messenger RNA from Penaeus vannamei (Pacific white shrimp), 1098 nucleotides. Lineage: Eukaryota; Metazoa; Arthropoda; Malacostraca; Decapoda; Penaeidae. The record is from RefSeq and is a predicted model, not a curated record.
AUGGAACAACCCUCGAGAGCCUCGUCCAUCUAUCAGCGACUUCCUGUGCCUCUGCCUAGCGAUCGAGUGCCUGCGUUGCGGGAACUUGCAACCCCCAGGACAGGAUCUGCGACGAAAACAAAGCAAUCCCCUAAAACCCGAACAUCCUACACAGCAUCCCCGGCGCAUGUCAGGUUCUCGGUACAUUCGUCAGGACAAAAACAACACCCGAAGACAUCACAUCAGACCAGGAGACAUCACACCAGACCAGGAGACAUCACAUCAGACCAGGAGACAUCACACCAGACCAGGAGACAUCACAUCAGACCAGGAGACAUCACAUCAGACCAGGAGACAUCACAUCAGACCAAGAGACAUCACACCAGACCAGGAGACAUCACACCAGACCAGGAGACAUCACACCAGACCAGGAGACAUCACACCAGACCAGGAGACAUCACACCAGACCAGGAGACAUCACACCAGACCAGGAGACAUCACAUCAGACCAGGAGACAUCACACCAGACCAGGAGACAUCACACCAGACCAGGAGACAUCACACCAGACCAGGAGACAUCACACCAGACCAAGAGACAUCACACCAGACCAGGAGACAUCCAGGAGACAUCACACCAGACCAGGAGACAUCACACCAGAACAGGAGACAUCACAUCAGACCAGGAGACAUCACACCAGACCAGGAGACAUCACACCAGACCAGGAGACAUCACACAGACCAGAGACAUUCACACCAGACCAAGAAACAUUACACCAGACCAGGAGACAUCACACCAGACCAGGAGACAUCACACCAGACCAGGACACCAGACCAGGAGACAUCACACAGACCAGGAGACAUCACACCAGAUCAGGAGACAUCACACCAGACCAGGAGACAUCACACCAGACCAGGAGACAUCACACCAGACCAGAAGAGAUCACACCAGACCAAACUGGGGCACACCACACCAAAGAGGAUGACAUCACACCAAACCGGGGGACAUCGCAGCAGAUCGGGUGACAUUACACCAGAAAGGACAUCACACCAGACUAGAAAAAAACAUCACACCAGACCGGAGGACAUCACAUCAGACAUCAGAUCAGACAGGGCGACAUAA